GGUGCUCGAGAUGUAGAGGCACUGUAAAAGAAGAGCAUAAAGUAGAAGAGACUCCAAAGCCUCCUCAGCGUUGGUGGAUGGCAUAUCUUCCCAGAACCAAACCUGUUAGCACGCCAAAGGAAGAAAAGAAAAUUGACUACAGUAGCAUAAUAAAUGAAGAAUGUGGGGUUGUCAAAAAAACAACGGUCAUGAUAUAUCUGAUCUGUCUGUUGUAACAAGAAAUACCCCAGAAUCAUUGGAUAUUCCAAAUUAUGCUUUAGCAUUAAAAACAGGUCCCACCAAUGUUGGGUCCUUUGCAUUUAUCCAGGAAGGCUGGAGCAGAGAAUGGAAUAAAUCAAACUCAUAUGAUGCAGAAUCCAUUAUUGGAGAAAUUACUCUAACACCUACAGGAAACACAAAAACAAAGGAGGGAGAAGAUCGAGAACUCAGCAUUGACAGUGAGACUUUUGAAGUGCGUCCAAUGAAAAUCAAGCCAAGGCCUGAGGCAGUAACUGUUUUUGCACCUCUAACUCCUCCAUUUACUGCUCAUGUAGGAUGAUCAGUGGGAUAUCUAAACCAAUAAUAGAGGUCCUGUUAUCAGUCUAAAUGGAAUUCACUAUGGGGCUUUUUACUACAUAGCUUCAUUGCUACCAGAUUAUUUAUAGGAUUGAUGUUCAUGAUAUUUUCACUCUUUGCCCAAAGAUCAGUGUGAGUGUGAGGAUACUGUAGAAAUCUACACUCCUCUGCAAUAAGGUGAUGAGAUUCCCAAAGCAAUGCAUUUUAAUUUACAUUAUAUAUUUUUGUUAUGCUUUUUUGUUCAUGUAAAUAGAUAUAAGGCUUAUUUUUGGUAAUUAUGUCUCAAUUGAAAUAUAUGAAUAUCCAUUUUACAGAUAUGAAUGUACAUGUAAAGCAGUUCCAUAUUAUUGUUGUAAAAAUGUAUGCAUUAAUAAAAAAAAAAAAAAAAAAAAUGAAUAACCAUACACUAUAUGCAGCUUUGGAAAUGAUAAUAAACUUAAAUUUAUCAAUUAGCGAUAAAAGGAGAAAAUCAAUUGACAUCCUGCAAAGGACUUGGGGACUGGAGUCUCAGUACAGUAACUGUACUCAGUAACUGUAAUACAGUAACUGUCUGAGUAAUUGUAGUAUUUCAGUAUACAUGCAUGUAACUGCAGAAGUUUGUGGUGUUACAAAGAAUUCAACAUAAGCAGGAAUAAGAAGAGAAAGCACACAUUUUUGGGAGCUAUAUUAAAAUGAACUUACUUUAAAAUGAAGUCAAUAUACACAAGGGAGUGCAAUAGCCAGUAUUAGGCUCAAGAAGUCAAUAAGAAGUUCAAAAAGCCUAUAGUUCAUUCUCUAUAGUGCCUUAUUUUCUCAGCUUCUGUUUAAAAAGCAGCAUAUAUUCCUAGAGGUAACAUGCAUUGCUUGUGGAAUUCAGGUAAGUGAACAUUAGCAUAUUUUUUUGUUGCUAACAGGGCCAUAUAUCUUCAAAAAAUGAUUAAGUUACAUUACAUAAUUUUAAAUUAGUUUUAGUUCAAGAGAAACUAGAUGCAUUUAUCAAAUCAGAUGACUGAUUAGUGCAGAUUUAUGGUGGACAUGUUAUUCCAGGGUUAUAUGACUUCACUAUACAUUGACUAUUUUGAAGUACUUCUAAUUAUAAUUUUUUUAUCAGUAAUUUAGUACAGAGUAUCAGAGAGAAGUGAUCUCUUAAUCAGUCUUGGUCAGGAUAAGACAUGUUAAAAAUUAUAUAACAUUGUAAUGAGCAUAAAAUAAAAAGAUUCAUUGUGA
Molecule: messenger RNA, 1761 nt
Organism: Penaeus vannamei (Pacific white shrimp)
Lineage: Eukaryota; Metazoa; Arthropoda; Malacostraca; Decapoda; Penaeidae
Source: RefSeq, a predicted model, not a curated record